AUGAACAUUUGGAAGGGCAAAGUUUUGUGGGAGGUUCCAUUCGGACACGUGCUCAUCUUAAGUGGAAGAGUCAAGCCCAAUCCAAACAAAAUUUGCUUGGAUCUAACUGAUAAUAUAAAUGCAAAGAACGAGAGCGAAACAGUUUUUCUAAAAAUUGAAGCAAAUUUUAGAGAGAAUCAAAUUAUAAGAAGCAUGUUUUCGCCUGGAGAAGGUUGGCAGCAGGAGGAAAUUUCCAAAAAUUGGAAAAGUGAGAGUCCGAAAAACCCAAUCGAGCCAGGUCAAAACUUUAACUUUCGGAUCGCUGUUCUGCAGAAAUGUUUCGAAAUUUAUGUGAAUGACAAUAUGUAUGGCACAUUUGAGUUCGUCAAGUUUCCCAAGCAGAUUAAUUACGUUAUGGUCUAUGGAGACUUUGAAAAGAUAACCCAAUUUCAUAACAGAAUGCUAUAUCCUUUAAUAUUUCCAAAAAGCUUAAUUUGCUCAGAGAAAAUUGCAUUUCAAAGUGAUGUACCUAGAAAAUACGAAACCGGCACGGUUGUUGUGAUGGAGUGCAUAGCUAAAGGACCACCAAAUACUGAGUUUUCCAUAUGUUUUCAAUGUAAUGACUCUGGCCGAGUGGUGCUCAAAUUUCAUGUUAACUUCAAUCAAACAACAGUAACUCGAUCCUAUCAAAGAAGCGAUAACAGCUUUUCAGCUGAAGAUGAAGAAACGGAUGGUGAAUUUCCGUUCACACGUGGAAAACUGUUUAAAAUUGCGUUUGGUAUCGGUGAUGCGGCUUUUAUAAUUGCAGUCAAUGGACAGUAUUUCACGUAUUUCAAUUAUCCUGUACGAUACUUUUCCAUAUCGACAUUAAAGUGCUUAACCAAUGAAGUCGGAGACUUCACCGUUAAAAAUUUGGAGUAUCACUCAGAUUCGAUGCUCCUGUCACGAGUAGAAAAGUUGUCCCUGAUUUGAAAAGAAAAACUUUCCGAAUUGUUUGUGAAUUAAACUGCCCUAAGCAAAAUGUUAACAAAGUUAUUAAUGAAAAUGAAAAUGGUAGAGUUUAUUAGAGUUGUUAGUGCUUCAUAUGAAUGCUUAAAAAAAUUAGAGAAGAGGUAGGAAGGAUUUUUG
Messenger RNA from Teleopsis dalmanni, 1107 nucleotides. RefSeq names its product 32 kDa beta-galactoside-binding lectin-like. Lineage: Eukaryota; Metazoa; Arthropoda; Insecta; Diptera; Diopsidae. The transcript is spliced from 5 exons. Gene Ontology annotation, molecular function: carbohydrate binding. The record is from RefSeq and is a predicted model, not a curated record. The coding region runs from base 1 to 951 and encodes 316 amino acids.